Molecule: messenger RNA, 4591 nt
Organism: Megachile rotundata (alfalfa leafcutting bee)
Lineage: Eukaryota; Metazoa; Arthropoda; Insecta; Hymenoptera; Megachilidae
Gene: Hasp
Product: Hig-anchoring scaffold protein
Cellular component (GO): extracellular region
Molecular function (GO): peptidase inhibitor activity
Source: RefSeq, a predicted model, not a curated record
UGGACCACCGUAGUCUGCUGAAACGUUUCGAGUGAUCGCUUUAAAAUCAUCGAACACGUCGGUCAUGUAAACGCGUGGUCGUUCAUCGAGGUUUCGAACUGGGAUACGCGAUAACGAGGAUGAGACCUAGUGCGGUUCUUCUGUUGCUCUUCCUGUGCACCUUUUACCUGGCGACCGAGUCCAAGUUACAUCAACAGGCGGCCGUGGACGACGAUGACGACGACGACGACGAUUGGGACGACGAGGACGAGGACGACGACGACGAGGACGCGUCCUAUCAGUCCAAAACUGAGGUGGACGACGAUGGACGCAUUUACAAGAACCCGAGGAAUUCGCCGUCGGCUAUGUGUCCUAGGGACGAGAAACAGGCGAUGCUGUUCGGCCAGAAGUGUCUGAGAAAGUGCUCCACCGACGAGGACUGCAAGAGCAAGAAGAAAAAGUGCAGAUGCGACGGUGCCUGCGGGAUGUCUUGCAUCAAACCGGAAAGAGAAUGCCCGCCGCUCACGGAGAUCCAGAACGGCGUGAUGACGGUGACCGGCAGAUUUUUCGGCGAUCGAGCCCAUUACACCUGCGAUCCCGAUUACUUUACCGUCGGACUCACCGAAAGGACGUGCAGGGCCGACGGCAACUGGACCGGCACGACACCGUCCUGCAAAAAGGAUCGCAGCUCCUUUUGUUCGCAACCGCCGAAAGUCAAGAACGCUAGGCACAACGCUCCUGUGGAACAGACGACCUUCGACAUCGACAGAGUCGUGCAAUAUUUCUGCAACCACGGAUACGUGACCACGGGGGUGAAGAAGGCGAAGUGCCUGUUGAUGGAAGGUGUUGCGAGCUGGUUCGGACCUGAUAUCACGUGCGAACCAAAGAGCUGCGGCCCUCCGGCGGAUAUCGCCAACGGCUGGCACGCUGGCGAAUGUUACACGUACGAUUGCCGCGUGUCGUAUCACUGCGCGAACGGUUUCGAAUUGGUCGGCAAAGCCGAGAAGCUGUGUCUGGCAGACGGCACAUGGACCCCCAAAGAAUCGCCACAAUGCGUCCAACUUACAACGGUGCAAUGCCCGAAACCGGAGAACCCAGUGAACGGGAAGGCGGUGUACACCUCGUAUGCAUACAAUUCCAUCGUGUCGUACGAGUGCGAUUAUGGUUACACGGUGGUCGGAGCGGCGACAAGACGGUGUGGGGCUGAUAGAAAAUGGACUGGAAAGACACCUACCUGCCAGGAGAUUGAUUGCGGUUCACCUGGUGUUCUCUACAACGGUUGGAUUGAGAAUAUCGAGGCGGGUACGGGUCUGGGGGCGAGCAUAAUUUUCCGCUGCAACGACCACAUGAAGCUGGAGGGCAAUACAUCGUCCGUUUGUCAGAGCGACGGAAAAUGGCGUUAUCCGUUGCCGCAGUGUCUGGCUCCAUGUGUGGUGCCGCAGAUAGAGAACGGUCACAUAACCGUGGCGAGCCACGGCAAAGAUCACAUCAACAACGUGACCGUGGUAGAACACGGCGAGAGAUUGCUGGUUUCGUGCGUGCAGAAUUAUGAAUUCGCGGCUAACAGCACACCGGUGAUGUGUAAUAAUGGCACGUGGUCCAUAGUGCCCAGUUGUUCGCCGGCCAGGUGCAAGCUGAUGCCGAAGCCGCCGAAAAAUGGGAUGGCGAUAGCGCCGAAAACGGACCACGGUAUGAAGGCGGUAUUCAAAUGCAAGGAUGGCUACGAGCUGGUCGGCGGAGGUCCAUUAAACGACUCCCUGUCGGUCGAGUGCCAAUAUGGAAAUUGGAUCGGCGAUAUACCGCACUGUGUCCAAGUGUUCUGCCCGUUUCCGGGCUUCAUCGAGAACGGAAAGGUGUUUCUGAUGGGCAACAUGGGCGUCUACGAUUACAGGCCGUACGUUAAGAAGGUCGUGAAUAACAAGCAGAUCAUGUACGAUUGCGAUAAGGGUUAUGUGCUGGACGAGGGACCCACCGGAGCCACUUGCAUCAGAGGAAAUUGGAGUCCAAAGGAGUUACCCAAGUGCAUACCUGGACAACAUCCUAGGCUCAGAUGGAGUAGGCGUAGGAGGUCCGUGAACGAGGAGGAUCUCACCAUGAGUUAUAGGAAAUUCAUCGAGUUUUUCCGGAAGAUCGGCAAGAAGCUGUUGCACCUCGAGAUGAGCAAAGGCAAAGAUCACCCUAAGCACAAAGCAGAAACGAAGAAUUCCAACGCAACUCAUCACGACAACAGCACGGAAAGUUUAUCCUGGAAAAAGCACCUGGGACACGGGAACAGGACCCGUCUUCGAGAAGAGAAGAUGAUCGACUUCCUGAAACUGGUCUAUCGCAAACUUCAGCGAAUCGACGCGAGACAAUCGAACAAUUCCACGAACGGCAGCAUGCACGAUCUUUUGAACGCGAUGAGCAAAAACUUCUUCCACGUGGACCUGUCGGAAUCCCGUAGGAACGGCACGGGCAGAGGACGUUCGGAGUUCGAGAUCAGAAACCAGCGAGAAUUCAUCAAGUUGAAGCGCGAGUUCGAGAGGAUCAUGCGUUUCUACAACAAGUCGAUGCGCUGGAACGAGAAGCAGAGUCGCAAGGACUCGAAGAAGAAGGGUCAAUCCCACGGCGACAAAGGGAAGAAGUCGAAGGAGAAGAAGAAACACAGGAAGAACUACUACAAAGGAUUCUACGAGUUCGUGAACAGCUACGUGACGGAGAAGCUGUCGAUGCUGGAAGCGCGAAACGCGACCGAGGAGUUGAUCAAGAACAUGAAGAUCGAUAAGUUCACCGUGAGAAACGGCACCACGUUUACUGUAGGCGAGAUGUACGCGUUCUUCAAACAUAUCAUAGAGGCUAAACUGAACGCCAGCGACGAGACGACGCCGACCGAGGCGUCCACGAGCGCGUCCCCGUCGUCCACGACGUCGAUCGUCAUCAGCACGACCAUCUCGAGCCCGUCGACGAGCAACGCCAGCACGACCACCACGCUACCAACCCCUCGGGAGAUCGAGUCUCACGAUAAUCGAUCCUCGACGAUGCCCAGUAACGAGUCCUCGGUGCUGGACAACGAGAUACCCGCCAAAGAAGGAGUGCCAAAGCACCGCAGCAAGCGAAUACGAAACGCCGAAGAGGACGUUGGUCCUCCACGACAGAAGCGGAGGCUGCUCUCCGUGAACGGUAACAAGAACAACGAUGGAUCAUCGUGGUCGUCGUGGCGCGAGAUGCACGAGGUCUCCAAGAGAUCGAACGCCUACGACGACGAGAAGACCAGGCUGUUCACGUUCAAGGAACUCGAGGCGCAACAACAGAGCCGAUCCAAACGGUUUCUCCCUUUGUCCGAGCUGGAUAACCAAAUCUUCCUAAAGAACUUGUAUCUGAACGCGUACGAGGACGAGUAUCGAACGAACGUGAAACGAUCGAUCGGUUUGGGCAAUCGCACCAACGAACCGAUCGUUUAUAGGCGGCGCAAAGGUAAUCUGGCUGAUUACGAGAUCAAGUGAAACGGAGACGAGAUGUUUUUUUUUGGUGUUGUGAUACCGAGUGGAAUUUGACGAGGUCACUUUAAACGGAGCUGGAUGCUAUUCGGGUAAUUUGAGAAUAUUUACAAAUGUAACGAUGGUGGUCGAGGAUACUUUCAGGGAAAUUGGAAAGUAACGAAUGAUCUUUGGGUCGGGUUAGAUUUUAUUCGAGUAAAGUUAUUCGUUAUCUUUGAGUAAGUUAUAUUGCCAUAGGGUUGCACUAGUGGAGAAAAUUGUGCAAUGGGUCAUAUAAGUGGAACUCAUAUUUUCCCGCUAAAAAUUUGAGAAUCAAAGAAUUAAAAAAUUGGAAAAUCCUAAAUUAAAAAAUUCAUAAACUUCAUAACUUUGAAGUUUACAAUCGUUAAACCUAAAAAAUUGAAAGCCCCUAAAUUUCUGAAGCAAAAUAGUAUCUUUGAAGUCGAAAAAGCGGAAACUCGAGUGUCAUCGUUAUAAUAAAAAUCGAUGUUUAAAAAUAAUUCGAAUAGUAUACAAUUCUGGCUUUAACGAUAUCAAAGUCGAUUUUUAGGCGAGUAUACAGCACAUAUACGGAUAGAUUGUAAUCGUUGUCCCUGGUCGAUGCGCAUUGUAAGACGUGUAUCGCGCUUUUUUGACGAAUAAAUCCAUUUUUCCAUUGCGAGUCUCUCGGUGUACCCGAUUUAAACACGGGGUUCAUUAUUCGACAAUUUAUCGCCGCGAUGUGAGCUCGAUAGCUCGGGUCACGGGACCUGGUUGUUCUUCUAUCUUUCAUUUUUUGUUCACCCCUCGUGAUGGUUAAUCGAUGUCGUUUUAGCUGAGAGGGUGGUUGAGAGAUGUGGCAAUCCCCGUGCAGUCGAGAUCAUACAUUCGUGAUGAUUCAAACAGAUUCUUGAUCGUCAACCUUUAAGACUGAUAUACUUCGAAAUUUUAACGUAUUUGCGAUUUCGUUGGCAAAGUUUUGAGGAAAAGUUUAUAGCACUCGUGCUCUUGUUUGUUAAGUUUUGUGGAAGUUUUAACUAUUAAAUAGUUUAUAGUUCUUUCGAUUUUUAUUGCGAUUGAAAUUGGAAGAUUUUAAUGUUUAUAGCACUUGUGCUUUUGGUUGAGUCAUAGAAAAAUUAACUCGGUGACUGUCACAG